This is a messenger RNA of Paramecium pentaurelia, 237 nucleotides long. NCBI's taxonomy places the organism in Eukaryota, Ciliophora, Oligohymenophorea, Peniculida, Parameciidae. The record is from the annotation of a GenBank genome assembly.
AUGUAAUUAUAUUGGAACAUAUUUUUUAUUUAAGGAGAUUAAUUUAAAUUUCAAAAAGAAAUUCCUUUUGUCCUCAAAUCAAUCCUUAUGGGUCUGAAUAUCAUAGUUUAAUUAAAUGGUCAAAAUUACUAUGCAGGAGUAUUAUAAGAGUUCAGUUCCUCAUAGACUUUUUUGAAUAGAUAUUAAGUAUUGAUGUAGUCAUUUUUUUAGUUUCCAAAAGUAGUCUAUUAGGAAUGA